Knipowitschia caucasica is the source of this 285-nucleotide messenger RNA. The record is from the annotation of a GenBank genome assembly. NCBI's taxonomy places the organism in Eukaryota, Metazoa, Chordata, Actinopteri, Gobiiformes, Gobiidae.
AUGUGCACUCUCCGCAGGCGUCUCAGAUUUGUGGCGUACAGAAGCAUCGUGAGCUGGUGCUGGGGACUGCUGGGAGCCAGAAUCAGGGUGGUCAUCCCUGCAUGUGCAGUGCUCAGGAUACGCCAGGAGUUCCCAGAUCCUGAAGGCCAGAACUUUCUCAAACUGAGCGCUGAGGUGUUCAGGCACAGCGACAGUCUUCAACUGUUCAAUAAAAGGAGCUGGCUCGGAGAAGACCUCAGUGAAGACGAGGUGCAUCAGCUCAGGACAUAUCCUGCAAAAGUGUGA